AUGGCGGAUGAGCGUACAGCGUCAACGAUAAACGAUGAAUUGGUCGAACUCCACGUUACGCAGCUCCCUCAAAAGUUCUACCAUUGUGCCCACGUCUCUAUAGUAGCAAGAACCCAAAGCAAACUCGACGAUGCUUUAAAAGAGCUUGAGGCCAAUCGCCAAAGCCCAGAUCAAGUUUUCAAAGCCUUUUCCUUCUCCCUCGACACCGCAAAGGAGUCUGCUGCUGCUCUCCAAGCUGCUAGCGAUGCCCACGGCGGCAAAGUCCCAGAUGCAGUUUUCGCAUGUGCAGGUGCUGCGAAACCUAUGUACCUCCUCGAAAUGCAGCCAGAAGACCUCUCAAGUGGAAUGACGAAUGGGUACUGGAUACAGGCAUGGACUGCAUUCGCUGCUGCUAAACAAAUGGUGCGCGAGAAUAAGAAGGGGAAGAUCAUGCUGGUGUCUUCGACGCUUGGAUAUAUGUCUUUGAUUGGAUAUUCGUCGUAUUCGCCUGCAAAGCACGCUCUGCGUGGACUGGCUGAUUCGUUGCAUUCAGAACUAAUGUUGUAUGGUAUCGAUACUCAUAUCCUCUUCCCUCCGACAAUGUAUACCCCUGGGUUUGAAGAAGAAAACAAGACGAAGCCGGCUAUUACUAGAAGGAUUGAGUCGGCGGAUGAAGGUCUGACAGCGGAGCAGGCUGCUGCUGGAUUACUCUCAGCACACAUCACCGCUGAUCUCAUUACGAGCUUGUUCCGAGCUUCAACGCGUGGUUGUGCACCUAGAAGCAACGCUGCUCUCGAUUUCGUGUUGGAUUUGGUUGCUCUUGUUGGCAUACCGAUUUGGAGACGCUCGGUUGACAAGCAAGUGCUUGCACAUCGCGCUGAACAUAGGGAGUACUUGAGGACAAAGGGAUUGGUUGACUGA
This is a messenger RNA of Suillus discolor, 900 nucleotides long. RefSeq lists its product as uncharacterized. The coding region runs from base 1 to 900 and encodes 299 amino acids. Gene Ontology annotation, biological process: sphingolipid biosynthetic process. Lineage: Eukaryota; Fungi; Basidiomycota; Agaricomycetes; Boletales; Suillaceae. The record is from RefSeq and is a predicted model, not a curated record. Gene Ontology annotation, molecular function: 3-dehydrosphinganine reductase activity. Gene Ontology annotation, cellular component: endoplasmic reticulum membrane. The transcript has 7 exons.